This is a messenger RNA of Thermothielavioides terrestris NRRL 8126, 3318 nucleotides long. RefSeq lists its product as uncharacterized. Gene Ontology annotation, cellular component: nucleolus; 90S preribosome. The transcript is spliced from 5 exons. Gene Ontology annotation, molecular function: 18S rRNA cytidine N-acetyltransferase activity; tRNA binding; ATP binding. The record is from RefSeq and is a predicted model, not a curated record. Gene Ontology annotation, biological process: rRNA acetylation involved in maturation of SSU-rRNA. The coding region runs from base 36 to 3242 and encodes 1068 amino acids. Lineage: Eukaryota; Fungi; Ascomycota; Sordariomycetes; Sordariales; Chaetomiaceae.
GUAGGCUGGAUACAGAUCUAUCCGCCGCCGCGACAAUGACGACACAAAAGACAGUAGACUCGCGUAUUCCGACGCUCAUCCGCAAUGGCCUCCAGGAGAAGAAGCGCAGCUUCUUCGUCGUGGUCGGCGACCGCUCCAAGGAUGCCAUUGUGCACCUCUACUACAUCAUGUCCAGCAUGGACGUAAAACACAACAAGUCGGUGCUCUGGGCCUACAAAAGCAAGCUCCUCGGCUUCACCAGCCACCGCAAGAAGCGCGAGGCCAAGAUCAAGAAGGAGAUCAAGCGCGGCAUCCGCGAGCCCAACUCCGAAGACCCCUUCGAGCUCUUCUUGUCGCUCCACGACAUCCGCUAUGUCUACUACAAGGAGACCGACAAGAUCCUGGGUAACACCUACGGCAUGUGUAUCCUCCAAGACUUCGAGGCCAUCACCCCCAACAUUCUUGCGCGAACCAUCGAGACGGUCGAAGGUGGGGGCCUAGUCCUGCUCCUGCUGAAGGGCAUGAACAGUCUGAAGCAGCUCUACACCCUGACGAUGGACGUCCACUCGCGCUAUCGAACCGAGGCCCACGACGACGUUGUUGCGAGGUUCAACGAGCGCUUCAUCCUGUCUCUUGGCAGCUGCGAAUCAUGUCUUGUCAUAGAUGACGAGCUCAACGUCCUGCCCAUAUCGGGCGGCAAGGGGGUGAAGCCGCUGCCGCCGCCCGACGAGGACGAGCCGGCGAGCGCGGCAGCGCAGGAGUUGGAGAAGAUAAAAGAUUCGCUCCAGGACACCCAGCCACUUGGAUCUCUUGUCAAGUUGGCGCGCACGACAGACCAAGCGAAGGCCUUGCUCACGUUUGUGGACGCGAUCGCCGAGAAGACGCUCCGCAACACCGUCACGCUGACCGCAGCGCGUGGUCGAGGCAAAUCAGCAGCCAUGGGUGUCGCCAUUGCGGCUGCGAUCGCUUAUGGGUAUAGCAACAUCUUCAUCACCUCGCCGUCGCCCGAAAACUUGAAGACGCUCUUCCAGUUUGUGUUCAAGGGCUUCGAUGCGCUCGACUACAAAGACCACGCCGACUACUCCAUCAUCCAAUCCACCAAUCCUGAUUUCAACAAAGCCAUCGUGCGAGUGAACGUCCACAGGAACCACCGACAGACAAUCCAAUACAUUCGACCGCAGGACAGCCAUGUUCUGGGACAGGCCGAGUUGGUGGUCAUCGAUGAAGCAGCUGCCAUCCCUCUGCCCCUUGUCAAGAAGCUCAUGGGCCCGUAUCUGGUGUUCAUGGCUUCCACCGUCAGCGGCUAUGAAGGCACGGGCCGGUCGCUUUCUUUGAAGCUGAUCAAGCAGCUGAGAGAGCAGUCCAGUGCGGGCGCCAAACCCAACGGGGGCGGUGCGGUCGAGGUGGACCGGUCGAGCGGGAAGGCGGUCAAAGAGUCCAGCGCGGUGGGGGGCAGGUCGCUCAAGGAGAUCACUCUCUCGGAGCCUAUCCGUUAUGCUCAGGGGGACAAGGUGGAGAAGUGGCUCAAUAUGUUGCUCUGCCUAGACGCGACACUGCCCAAGUCCAAGCUCAACAUGCAGGGCUGCCCAGAUCCGUCGCAGUGCGAGCUGCUGCACGUGAAUCGCGACACCCUCUUCUCGUUCCACCCCGUGUCGGAAAAGUUCCUGCAGCAAUUGGUCGCGCUCUACGUGGCCAGCCAUUACAAGAACUCGCCGAACGACCUGCAGCUUAUGAGCGAUGCACCGGCACACGAGCUCUUUGUCCUCACCGGCCCGAUUGCCGAAGGGCGCCUGCCUGAGCCGCUGUGUGUGAUCCAGGUGUCAUUGGAGGGCAAGAUCAGCAAGCAGAGCAUCCUCAACAGCUUGAGCAGAGGCCGGCAGCCCGCGGGCGACCUGAUCCCGUGGCUGGUCAGCCAACAGUUCCAGGACGACGAGUUUGCGUCGCUUUCGGGGGCGCGCGUGGUCCGGAUCGCCACGAAUCCGGACUACAUGUCCAUGGGCUACGGUUCCAAAGCGCUUCAGCUCCUUGUCGAGUACUACGAGGGCAAGUUCGCGGACCUGUCGGAGGAUGGAGCCAGCAGCAUGGUGCCGCGGUCCGCUCCUAGGGUAACAGACGAAGAACUGGCGAAGGCCAGCCUGUUUGACGACAUCAAGGUCCGCGACAUGAGCGAGCUGCCGCCGCUUUUUGCCAAGCUGGCGGAGCGUCGCCCGGAGAAGCUCGAUUACGUGGGUGUCAGCUACGGCUUGACACAACCGCUGCACAAGUUCUGGAUGCGGGCCUCGUUUGCUCCAGUCUACUUGAGACAAACCGCGAACGACCUGACGGGCGAACAUACGUGCGUGAUGAUACGGCCGCUCCAGGACGGAAACGACCCGAGCUGGCUUGGCGCUUUCGCCAAAGACUUCCACCGCCGCUUCCUGUCCCUUCUGUCGUACAAUUUCCGCCACUUCCCGCCCGUUCUCGCGUUGGCCAUCCACUCGUCGGCCAGCCAGGGUGCUCAGCUCGACCCCUCGACCGAGCCGGCGGAGCUUAGCAAGGCUGACCUGGACGCGCUGCUGACGCCAUUCGAUCACAAGCGGCUUGAGUCGUAUGCCAACGGGCUCCUCGAUUACCACGUCGUCCUGGACCUCAUCCCGACCAUCGCACAGCUGUACUUCACCGGCCGGCUACGGUCGAGCAUCAAGCUGACCCCCGUGCAGCAGGCGAUCCUGCUGGCCAUUGGCCUUCAGCGGAAGGAGGUCGACGCCGUCUCGGAAGAGCUGUCGGUGCAAACGUCGCAGGUCUUAGCCAUGUUCAUCAAGAUCUUGCGCAAGAUCACAUCCCACUUUGCUUCGCUCGUCACGGGGGCCAUCGCCGCCGACAUGCCGGAUCCCAACAAGGUUGGCGUGAGCCGCGAGAACGCGGCGGGGGUGCACGACGACGAGGUGGUCGACGAGAAAUACGUGCCGCUGGAGACCCGGCUCGAGGACGAGCUCGAAGAGGGAGGCGACGAGGCGCUGAGCGAGUUGCGGGCGAAGCAGAGGGAGCUGAUCGACUCGCUCCCGCUGGACCAGUACGAGAUCGAGGGCGACGAUGCGGACUGGGAAGACGCGGAGAAGCGAGUCAGGCAGGCGGCCAAGAGCGGGAAGGCUAACCCGCUCGUGAGCGUCAAGUCGAAGGCGAAGCGCAAGGCAGAGGACGCGGUUGGACAGGACGGCGAAGGGAUAGGUGACAGGGAGCAUUCAAAGUCUAAGAAGGCGAAGCGCAGCGAUAAGCGGAGGUGAACGUGGGCGUUCCUGGGGCUGAGGGUGUGUGCGAUAGAGGAUGUGUACUGUACAUAGGGACUGGUUAGGAUCGUCU